Trichomonas vaginalis G3 is the source of this 594-nucleotide messenger RNA. Its product is annotated as dolichyl-phosphate-mannose-protein mannosyltransferase protein. The transcript has a single exon. The record is from RefSeq and is a predicted model, not a curated record. NCBI's taxonomy places the organism in Eukaryota, Parabasalia, Trichomonadida, Trichomonadidae. Bases 1 to 594 code for a protein of 197 amino acids.
AUGUUUUUGUUUUUUUGUAACUCAAUAUCUACAAGUGAAGAAGUAUUGAAACAAAUUGCAGAACUUCCAGUAACAUAUUAUUCUAUUGUUAGACUUGAAAAUGUUCAAUCACAGCUUCUCCUUUCUUCAUUUGAAGGACAUUAUGUAACAGGAAGUAAGCAACAAAUCGCAAGAGGAGUCAAUUCAUCCAAGCAAGCUCUUGCUGAACUGUAUUUCAACGUUUUAUCAAAUAAUCGCUCUUCAGUUUUACAAGGAGAUUAUGUAAGAUGUGGCGAUGAACUUACUUUACAGCAUACUGUUUCAAGUGGAUUCUUACACUCCCAUAAUUUCACUUCUCCACUUAAUAGUGGCCAUGAAAUCAGUAUUUAUCCUUUACCUGACGAAAUUGGUAACGUUUGGAAAGUUGUUUGCACUGGUGAUAUCAUUAAAUUCAGACAACCAUUUAAAUUACUUAACAUUAAAAUGAAUGAAUAUUUAUCAGUCAAUGCAAAAGGUUUAUACCCUGCUGAUAUUGGCGGGCAUAACGAAAUGUACUGCAGUGACAACCAGGAUCAAGCUGAUUGGUUCGUUCGCCAUGGCGUGUUUGUGAACUAA